Periconia digitata is the source of this 1629-nucleotide messenger RNA. The record is from the annotation of a GenBank genome assembly. NCBI's taxonomy places the organism in Eukaryota, Fungi, Ascomycota, Dothideomycetes, Pleosporales, Periconiaceae.
ACAAUGGGUACGAUCCUCACGACCCUUUUCAACGCGUUACGUGCGAUACGAGCAGCACUUCACUUACUCUCCGCCCUCUCAGCCUCUUUCAACGAGGCCUUGAAACGGUCCGCCAAUUCACCAGGUCUCCCCGUAAAAGCUCCAACGAAAGCAUAUUGGCAGAACAAUCCUCCUUUCCCAGAUCUGGUUAAUGUGAGCUCGCAUGAACUACCCAAGACCACAGACGUCGCCAUCAUCGGCUCAGGUAUCGCAGGCGCAUCUAUCGCAUGGUCGUGGCUCCACGAGAAACGCCGCCUUUGCAAUAACGGCGCAGAAGAAAAAGUCGUCGUCCUAGAAGCACGGGAGUUAUGCAGCGGGGCCACAGCGCGGAAUGGUGGACAUAUCAAGGUCGCAGCCUAUGAAGUGUUUUCGCGCCUCUGCAAGGCGGGAAUGGCAAAGGAGCGUGCGGCGGCGCUGGUGCGGUUCCAGCUGCGCCAUGUAAAGUCGUUGAUAGAGCUUUGUCAGACCGAGGGGAUCGAUGCUGCGGAGGCGCGCGAAGUGGAGACUGUCGAUGUGUUUGCCGAUGAAGAGGCUUUUCGCGAGGCCAAGAGGGGUGUUCAGGAUAUGAAAGAGUGGUUGGGCGAAGUGGAGGUCAAUGUUUGGGAGAAAGAUAGGGCGCGAGAGAUAUUCGGUGUAAACGAGAGCAUCGCGGGCGCAUUGUCAUACCAAGCAGGCGCUAUAUGGGCAUACCGAUUCACUACGUCCAUUUGGAAGAACCUGCUUGAACAAUUUCCCAACACCCUCUCAAUCGAAACCAACACACCUGUACUAUCAAUAGCCGUCUCCCCAGCAGGAGACGACAGACCAAAAGGCUUCCCAUACGCUCUCCAAACACCCCGAGGAACUAUUUACGCUAAACAUGUCGUACAUGCAACAAACGCCUUUGCAAGCCAUCUCGUGCCAGGUUUGCGCAGCAAAAUUGUAGGCGCGCGGGCACACAUGUCCGCUCAAAGUGCAGGUCAUGAAUUCACCCGGUGCUCUACCAAGGGAAUGCGCUCGUGGGGUGUCAUCUAUGGCGACGGAUUUGACUACGUUACCCAGCGCCCGGCCCAGCAAGGUGAUCUAAUGGUCGGUGGGGGUUUCAGACGAUCGUUGAACCAGGGUGUCGAUCAGGUCGGCGUAUACGAUGAUAGCGCUGCACUCGAUGCUCUGACCAUGUCCCACAUCGCAGGUGUUCUCCCUGCAAUCUUCUCCCCCAACUGGGGUGCCGGGAUCGCUCUCAAACAGGCCUGGUCUGGGAUCAUAGGCCUGACGGGCGAUUUCCUGCCCUUCGUUGGUCCGUUGGAUUCAACGUGGACGGGUCGAGUUGUUCGUCAUGAGAGAGCGGAUGCAAAGUCGAGCGUGAGAAGUACCGCUGAUAGCCGCCGAAGUGGAGAAUGGAUUGCAGCCGGGUGGGCCGGGGAAGGUAUGGUGUGGGCGUGGCUAUGUGGAGUCGGUCUUGGAAUCAUGAUUGCCGGUAGCGAAGAAGAUGACUCUAGGGAAGAUGUGCCAGGGCUUCCAGGCGGCAGAAUCGACGAGUGGCUCCCGCAAGAAGUUUUGAUCUCGAAGAGAAGAGUGCAAACGGCAGACGUGUCCAAUCUGGCCAGCUAG